This is a messenger RNA of Fopius arisanus, 2612 nucleotides long. It is a transcript of the gene fws, whose product is annotated as four way stop. The transcript is spliced from 2 exons. The record is from RefSeq and is a predicted model, not a curated record. Gene Ontology annotation, cellular component: COG complex. The coding region runs from base 156 to 2423 and encodes 755 amino acids. NCBI's taxonomy places the organism in Eukaryota, Metazoa, Arthropoda, Insecta, Hymenoptera, Braconidae. Gene Ontology annotation, biological process: intra-Golgi vesicle-mediated transport.
CUGUUCUAUGCAUGAUAACACGUGUGCAGGAAAUUAUUAUCUCUCGAUACAUGUCACUUCGGAGUAAUUAGUUAUUUCCACAAUUGUGAUAUGUUAAUUGUAUAAUUAUUGAUUAGUGAAGAUGAGUGAGACAUUGGAUUUACAGAGUAUAGAGAAUGACGGUAAAAUUUUUCCGCCAAUUCCUGGCACCGGAGUCAAAGCAAAAUGACGCGACAAAACUCCUGACAGUGGCUCAACAAUUGAAGAAAUUGACUGAAGCCCUAGAGGUCCUGGACACGGAGAUUCAUAAACAGGUAUUAACGAAUCACGAGGACUUGCUUUCGCAGGUGACGUGGGUGGAGAAAAUUGAGGGUGUACUCUCGAUAAUGCAUACCCACGUACAGAGUCUUCUGUCAGCAGUGGAACGUCUCCGUUCGAAAAUCGUGGAGCCUUUCAACCGAAUUGAAGCUCAAACAUUGAUUCUCACUCGUCUCCACGAAACAACGGAUCUCCUGAGAAGAGUUGGCAGAGUUCAGCACCUGCUGCACUCUCAGAAGCUGUAUUCCCAGAUAAGUAAUGCCACGCAGAGCUCAGACAUGAUCAAAGCAGCUAAGAGUCUUCAUGAACUCGAGCAACUUAUGUCAGACACUGAUCUCGGUGGAUUGGACAUCGUGGCGGAUGAUCAGCAGGCAGUUAAAACCCUGAAGGCAUCGGUCCAGAGGGUUGCCACACACUCACUGACGCAAGGACUCCAGCAAUCAGACAGCAGACAAGUUGGAACUGCCAUUCAAGUGUUUGAGAAUCUCGUUAUGCUGAGAAAAGCUGUCGAGAAGACCGAGGAAACUGCCCUGGGGGAUAUAGAGAGAGUCGCCAGAGAGGCGCUCGAUAUCUCUGUUCUGUCGAGUCAGGAUAUCAAACGUGGAGCACCUGGUAGAGCAGCUAUACCAUCUCCAGGAACAACGACAAACGUGAGGACACGUCUCUGGGAGAACCUGGACCGACUUUUCCAAGAGACCGUGUACACCCAGUGCGUGCAAAUAGAACUGCUUGAACGAAUACUCCUGGAGCAUCACACGUCGGAGUUCUCUGGUUUCUCCAGCAGUUUCUGGGACAAGGUAACGGCCCUCCUCUCGAAAAUUUUGAUUGAAAGAUCUCAAGGAUCGACUUUCAUCAAACAAGCCUUGGAGGGCGAGUACCCGAAGUUCCUGCGGGUCUUUCUGGACCUGAAGAAGCGCCUGAAGGAGCGACCACAGGCUAUGGGGACCUACACCAUCAGCAGAGAUAUCCUACAGCCCUUCGAGAACGCCUACCUCUCUAGAUCGAUCUCUCGCCUCUUGGACCCAGUGCACACGAUGUUCUCAGCUGACUCCUCUCCCUCCCAAGACGAAAUUGACAGUCUGAUCCGCACGGUAACCAGUGAACUCAGUGUGUCUCUCGUCGACGAGAGUCUCUCCACAGUUGUCGCCAAGAACGUGGGGAAAGCGGUGAGACUAUUUUGCCUCAAGUGUGAACAGGGCCUGAUAACAGGGGGUGAAGCAAGUCAGGUGAUUGACGCGAUGACCCCAGGUCAACAGACGAACGUCAAUCUCGCUAAUCUAUUGUACUACCUAGCGAGCCAGAUAAGCAGAGUUGUGGCAAAUUUGGCGGCUAGUCUCCCAGGUGAAGGGGCUAGUGUCAUAGCAGCUGCCCUCGAGGAGACAAACACCCUCACCAAGAACAUCCUCGCUCCUCUCAUGGGCUCCAUCACUGACGCCAUCGAGAGCAUCAUCCUCACAAUGCACGAUGAUCCAGACUUCAGAGAAACCUCCAGCCCUCUGGGUAGGGAAAUCAGUUGCUCCCUCUACAUGCGGGAACUCCAGGGAUUUAUCCUGAGAUCAGUGACGACUUUUCUCUCUUCUUAUAAAAAUCAGGUGACCGUCGCCGAGAGCUGCAAUACUGUCGCCUCCAGGUGCAUCGAACUCUUUGUCAGGCACGCCUGUCUCAUCAGACCAUUAACUGAUUAUGGCCGAGCAAAAUUGAUUGUCGAUUUUAGUCAGAUGGAAGCGGCACUGGGGCCUCUCUGUAGGGGGGGACAUCUCGGUUUCCUUGAGCAACAGCAGUACAGAACCCUCAGGGCACUCAAAGCAUUGUUGGCACUCGGUCCUGAGAAAAUGGUGGAGAGGGUCGUGGAGAUGAGGGGUGAGGGAGGUGUUCCUGCUUCCCUCGUGCUCCUCCAUUUAUUCUCUGGGGCUCCUCCUGAACUGCAGUCACCACAUCAGAGUGCUGGAUGGUCGAUCAAUCGAUUGUCCCAGUGGAUCGAUGGACAUCCCAGGGAGGAGGACAGGGUGGCAUUGAGCAGUGGACCUCUUCAGAAGUACGAGGCCACUAUCAGACAGCGGGGAAUGAAGAAUUUUCAUCCGUUGUUCCCGUUGAUGAUGAAGCUCACGAGUCUUGGGGGGAAGUGACGGUCUGACAUUUCGGGACGAUAUAUUCAUUAUCUCAUUAUUUAUAUCAUCGAAGUUUCGUGAGAUAAUUGACUAAUUAGUUAAUAAUAAUGAGGCGUAAGGAGUAUAAUAACUUAAACUGAGUGAUUAUGAAGAAAUUAAAUUGAAUAUAUUUUUUGAACUAUUGAGUUCAUUAGUUUUGAAAAUUGA